Molecule: messenger RNA, 423 nt
Organism: Exophiala xenobiotica
Lineage: Eukaryota; Fungi; Ascomycota; Eurotiomycetes; Chaetothyriales; Herpotrichiellaceae
Exons: 2
Coding region: 1-423 (140 amino acids)
Source: RefSeq, a predicted model, not a curated record
AUGGAGAAGGAUCUCCUACUGGAUAACAUGACCUUUUUGCAAGCAUAUGUUCCAGGUGCUUCCUUGAUCAUAUCGCGUACAUCAGUCUUCGGAAAUGAGUCGGAUAGUGACGUUGGCUCCUCCUUCAACGCUGCAAUCAAUGUGAUGCGUAAGCUUUCCAGCGGCAACGCUCAAGCGGCGCGCUAUUACAGUAUCCUCAGCAGUUUGCAGCGAGACAUGGACGCAUGGCAGAAUCGAACAGCGAGGGAGAAGCGUCGGUCACCUCUACGUCCAGUCACCGACCUUUUGCAGCCUCUCAACCGGUUGCCAGACACAGAUACUGGCGGCAUCGGGUUUAACCAACAUGAUUUCGACGUUCUAGCAAUAGAUUGGGAGCAAGCUUUCAUAGCGGGAGACGACUUGUGGUCAACCGCCCUUCCGUAG